Messenger RNA from Octodon degus (degu), 782 nucleotides. It is a transcript of the gene Polr1h, whose product is annotated as zinc ribbon domain containing 1. Gene Ontology annotation, molecular function: zinc ion binding; DNA-directed RNA polymerase activity; nucleic acid binding. Gene Ontology annotation, biological process: DNA-templated transcription; termination of RNA polymerase I transcription. The transcript is spliced from 4 exons. The coding region runs from base 220 to 591 and encodes 123 amino acids. The record is from RefSeq and is a predicted model, not a curated record. Gene Ontology annotation, cellular component: RNA polymerase I complex. Lineage: Eukaryota; Metazoa; Chordata; Mammalia; Rodentia; Octodontidae.
CGCUCUAGCCCGCCGAGCGCUCGGUGCCCCACGGGCCGCGCGCCGUGGGCGCUCUAGCCGGCAGUUUCGGGUCUCGUCCCUAGCCAGCUGGGAGGCCCACGUUCCGCAGCGCCCCGCGCGGGCUGAGACUCCCCGGCUCCUUGGUGUCAGAGUCGGGAGGGACACGCGGAGGGAGCGGCAGGCUUCUCUCUGGUUUGCAGACUCCGCCGCAGGCCAGACAUGGAGUUCGCCAGCACCGGCUCCAGCUUUCAGUCGGAUCUGGACUUCUGUCCGGAGUGCGGCUCCGUCCUGCCUCUGCCCGGCGCGCAAGACACGCUCGCCUGCAUUCGCUGCGGCUUCCCCGUCAGCGUGAGGGACUUGGAAGGAAAGGUGGUGAAGACCUCAGUUGUGCUGCACAAACUGGGGACAGCCGUGCCUCAGUGGGGCGAGGAAGGACCGGAGUUCCAGGGACCCGUGGUUGACAGACGCUGCUCUCGAUGUGGCCACGAGGGAAUGGCCUACCACACCAGACAGAUGCGCUCAGCUGAUGAGGGGCAGACUGUCUUCUACACCUGCACCAACUGCAAGUUUCAGGAAAAGGAAGACUCUUGAUCUUUUCUGGAUGACCCAGUAUCUCUCUGCUCUUCCCUGGAUGGUGGUUCUUACAUGCCCUGUCAAAGCCUUGCUUUCUACUUGAAGUGGUUUUGUUGCCAGAGGAGAAUCAGACCAUCAUGUGGUGACUACCCUUGUCCCAGGGCCCUCCUAUCCCAGUUAAGUUUAUUAAAGUUACGUUUUUCUAUACA